Molecule: messenger RNA, 2598 nt
Organism: Nilaparvata lugens (brown planthopper)
Lineage: Eukaryota; Metazoa; Arthropoda; Insecta; Hemiptera; Delphacidae
Product: transducin beta-like protein 3
Exons: 15
Coding region: 150-2525 (791 amino acids)
Biological process (GO): endonucleolytic cleavage to generate mature 5'-end of SSU-rRNA from (SSU-rRNA, 5.8S rRNA, LSU-rRNA); endonucleolytic cleavage in 5'-ETS of tricistronic rRNA transcript (SSU-rRNA, 5.8S rRNA, LSU-rRNA)
Cellular component (GO): 90S preribosome; small-subunit processome; nucleolus
Molecular function (GO): U3 snoRNA binding; protein binding
Source: RefSeq, a predicted model, not a curated record
AACCUAACCUCAAAAAUUUUAUAGGUUAUGUUCUGUUCAUGUUGUAUUCAACUGCAUUAGAAAACAUGUGCCUGGAAAAUUUGUUUAUUGAUUGAAUUUUCUGUCAUUUUGAAUUAUUAGUGAAUUUUAUAAAUAAUAAUUCUAAUAUAAUGACUCAACUUAAAGAACUAUAUAAAGUGACAUCAUGUCAUAGUGCUUUCUACACGGGUGGUGACAUUGAGUGGACAGAAAAUGGCGAGAGCCUGCUAUGUCAGUGUGGAGGGAAAAUCCAAGUCCUUGAUAUCAAUGAGGGUAAAGUUGUAUCAACCAUAAGUGAAGAAGAAAGUACUGGCCUGGAGGAAGAAAUCGAAGAAGAUACAAUACUAACUUUUCUGCUAAGUCCUGACAAUUCCACUAUAAUUGUAGCACAUAAAAGCGGUCUAUUGAAGACAUGGGAUUGGAAAGAGAACAAACUACUCAAGACAUGGCGGAGUUUGCACAAGGUUCCCAUAUCAAAGUUGGCUUGUUACAGAAAUAAUUCCCUUCUGGCGACUGGUGCUACAGAUGCCAGUAUUAGAAUAUGGGAUUUAGACCAUCAUGCAUGUAGGCAUAGUUUACCAUCUUCGGGAAUGGUUGGUGUUAUCAGUGUUUUGGUGUUCCUUAAUGAACUGGUAUUCGCGGCGGCUGACGAUACUGCCAUAAGAGCAUGGGACUUUGCUUCGGGAACUUUGAAAUAUACAUACUCGGGCCACUUCAGCAAAGUUACCAGCCUUCAAAUUUUACCUGAUAGAAAGUCUAUGGUCAGUUGUGGCCGUGAUAAAGUGAUAAUUGUAUGGGACAUAGUUGCCAGCCGCGCUGUGCGAACAAUUGCUGUCUACGAAAGCCUGGAGAGCCUCGUUCUGCUGCCGAAUAGUUUGACUCUGCCUGACUCAGCAAAACGUCCCAAGAAAGGAACAUUUGUUGCCUGCGCCGGAGAGAAAGGUGUGUUGAGAGUUUGGAACGCAGAUCCUGCUGCUGAGCUGUAUGUGAGCGAUUCCUUCAUUUCAGCUGGAUCUAGCAGUGAUGCACAAGGUAUAAAGAAACUUAUGAUUUGUCCUGAAAGGAAUUCCUUGGCGGUUAUCAGCUCUGAUCACACGAUAUUCUUCGUAGCUACCGAUGAUAAACUGUCCGUCAGUAAACAGAUGGUCGGCUUCAGUGAUGAGAUUUUCGACGUGGUUUUCAUGGGGGAAAAUCAGUCUCACCUAGCAGUUGCCACAAAUAGUUCUGUAAUUAAAUUGUAUACAGUGGCAAACAUGGCCUGCCAAUUACUCAAAGGACAUUCCGAUCUAGUUAUAAGUUUGACUAGUACUCCAGCCAAUCCUAAUCUACUUGUGUCUGGCGCUAAGGAUAACAGUAUACGACUGUGGCUAAUGAACGGUGAAGGAUCAGUGAAUUGUAUAGCCAGCGGAACAAGGCAUACGUCUUCAGUGACAUCCGUUGCUUUGGGUCGAAAUAAUGCCAAUCUAUUAGUGUCGGCUGGUGAAGAUACCACUCUCAAGAUAUGGUCGCUUCCCAAGAAAUUCAAUACGAAUUCCAUUGAAGCUCUGAGCGUUAAAUGCACGGAAGUUGCUCACGAAAAGGACAUUAACGGCAUCUGCAUAGCUCCUAAUGAUAAGAUCAUGGCUACAGCAUCUCUUGAUAAAACUGCUAAGCUUUGGAGUACAAGUGACCUAUCACUGAUGGGCGUGUUGAAAGGCCACAAGAGAGGCGUCUGGUCCGCCAAGUUUUCUCCUGUUGAUCAAGUCCUAGCUACCACCUCGGCCGAUAGUACUCUGAGGUUAUGGUCCCUAUCUGACCUCUCCUGUUUGAAAACGUUCGAAGGUCACGGCUCCUCGGUUCUGCGAGUAGAGUUUCUGAGCCGAGGCCUGCAGCUGGUGAGUGUCGGCAGUGACGGACUCAUGAAGCUGUGGUGCAUUAAGAGCAGUGAAUGUAUGGCCACAUUCGAUCAACAUGAUGGCAAAGUGUGGGCUCUUGCAGUGUCAAAGGACGAGCAAGUGCUGGUUACGGGAGGUGACGACUCUAAGCUGCAGUUCUGGGCGGACUCGACAGAGGCGGCUCGUCUGGAGGCAGCCAACGAGAGACAGACACGCGUCGAGCACCAACAAAGGCUCGACAACCUCAUUCACAAUCACAUGCUGUUGCCUGCCCUCGAACUGGCCCUGCGACUGGAGCGGCCGGCCACUGUGCUCAAAAUUGUCACCAAAUUGCAACAAGAAAGUGCCGAUUCAUUGGACGAUGUCAUCAGAAAACUGGAUGUGGAUAAGAAAGGAUCUCUAUUGAAAUGUGUGAUCUCAUGGAACUCCAACAGUAAACAAUCAUAUUCGGCACAGGUUGUCCUCUCAGUGUUAUUAGACGAUAUAAUAAAAGGAGAUCUUCGUGUCCCAUCAUCAGAUAUGGAGUCACUGAUAAUGUUUUCUGACAGGCAUUUCAAAAGGCUCACACAAAUGCAACAAGAUCUCCAGAUAUUGAAGUACACGGCUAAUAUUAUGCUGCCUCAUGCUAAAUGAGUUUUAUGAAUAAAUUUAAAAUAUUUUAUACUAUAAUGUUUUAAGAAAAAUAAAAAAUCGUUUUAGAAAACUU